Messenger RNA from Cladophialophora immunda, 1788 nucleotides. RefSeq names its product transcription elongation factor S-II. NCBI's taxonomy places the organism in Eukaryota, Fungi, Ascomycota, Eurotiomycetes, Chaetothyriales, Herpotrichiellaceae. Gene Ontology annotation, molecular function: zinc ion binding; RNA polymerase II transcription regulatory region sequence-specific DNA binding. The transcript has 2 exons. The coding region runs from base 246 to 1172 and encodes 308 amino acids. The record is from RefSeq and is a predicted model, not a curated record. Gene Ontology annotation, biological process: transcription elongation by RNA polymerase II; regulation of mRNA 3'-end processing; transcription elongation by RNA polymerase I. Gene Ontology annotation, cellular component: nucleus.
GGAAAGCCUUAUGCGACUUCUUUCCUCUUGAGCCAGCUUCCGUCCCGUUGGCAGCCAUACCAGAGGAUUCAUCCAGGACCGUGGACUGUGGGAUAGCCUGCGGAAAGGUCGCAGCGAGAUAUUGAUUCAGGCAAACGUCGCCGCUGACAACGUCCAGAUUCUCGGCAACCCUUUUGCCACCCGUGGUCACCCUUUCGCGCCUGAUUUGAUCUCUCCGUCCGAGCCGCAUUCUCUUCCCCUUCAAGAUGGACCGUCGGGAGAUCCUCUCCAAGGGAUCCGCACUCCAGAAAGCCAUCGCCGCGAAGGAGCCAUCCGCGAACAUCUUGACCAUCCUGCGCGAUUUGAAAGCAAAUGUCCGACCCAGUGAAGAACUAUUGCGUGCGACGGGAAUAGGCAAGAUUGUCAAUAAGGUGAAGGGCGUACCUAACGUGGACCCUCAAGUCACCCAACUCGCGGCGGAGAUAAUAUCUCGCUGGCGACACGUGGUCAACGAGCAAAAGUUGGCAAGCGGCGCAUCUACACCCACCGCCAACGGAGCCAGAUCGAACGGAACGAAUUCACCGGUCCCUCAAAAGCACGCCACACCCACUCCGAAGGCGUCCAGCCCCGGAGUUGCGCCUGAUAAGCGCAACUGGAAAACGGACAAAGUGCCUCGCGACGAGCUGACGUCCGACACGGCACGGAACAACUGUAUUGGGCUGAUCUACGAUGGUCUAUGCCUGGGUUCUGAAAUUCCCAUGAAACAGAUCCUCGACCUAGCCAAGCAAAUCGAAUCCGCCGCCCUCAAUCUCCCUGACGCCAAAGGAUCCUCGGCUUCAGCCGUGUACAAGGACAAAAUCCGCUCUCUGUACCAGAAUCUCAAGAAUAAAUCCAAUCCGGGACUGCGAGUUCGCAUUUUAUCGGGGGAGGUUACGGCAAAACGAUUUGUCACCAUGUCACACGAAGAGAUGAAAUCCCGCCAACAAAGAGAGGAGGACCUCAAGAUUGCAAAGGAGAACAUGAACAAUGCCAUGGUGGCGCAGGAAGAGAAGUCCGUGAGUACGUCUCUCGAGUGCGGAAAGUGUCAUCAGAAGAAGGUCAGCUACUCGCAGGCGCAGACGCGCAGCGCUGACGAACCGAUGACGACAUUCUGCGAGUGUCUUAAUUGUGGCAACCGGUGGAAGUUUUCCUGAGGGGCCUAAACAGCAAUUGUGUACUACUGGUUCUUCGCGAGGUAUGCGUGGGUAUAUUACGGCUCUUGGGACCAAGAUAUCUUGGACGACGCUUGAAUGGUUCCAUGAAGGAAAGCCGAUCUUGGGAGAAGAGGAGAGACGAAGCCGACUUGGUAAUGGCUUCCUCGGUCGCGUCCGACUCCAAUGGACGUCAGAGACGAACAAAUGCUGGUCCCCAUCCACGUUUAUUGGGGAACGUCGAUGUUGUCACAGGGCUAUGCUGAAGGGCGCUGCCGGCUGGUCUUCUCAUUUCAGCUUUCCUUGUGAAUUUUGACAAUCCUAGGUGACUCGGGCCAGGGGAAAAAGACAUCAAGCGGCGGCAGCAUGUGUUGGGAGCGGACUGGUCGACGAACAGGCUGUCAUAAUUGUGCUCGGCACGGCUCAAACGGGUGGAGACGAUGGACAACACUCAAUACAGAGCCGCACAGAGAGCGCUCUGGGCGCAAAGGAGGAGCAAGGCGAAAGCGACAAAAAGCUGAACCGUCGUUGGGUCUUUUGGGAGAGACUCGGAUAUCCCAAUGAAAUAUUGCAGCAUGUAUCAAGAAUUCCCCAAUGAACAUGAGUUAUGAACUUUCCG